This is a messenger RNA of Rhagoletis zephyria (snowberry fruit fly), 1572 nucleotides long. The record is from RefSeq and is a predicted model, not a curated record. NCBI's taxonomy places the organism in Eukaryota, Metazoa, Arthropoda, Insecta, Diptera, Tephritidae.
AUGAGCAAACUAAAGCAACUUAGAACUCGUUGCUUCUUUGAUGUCUCCAUCGCUGAAGACAUUAUUGGACGGGUUAUUUUUGAAUUGUACAACGAUGUCUGUCCCAAGACUUGUGAAAACUUCAAGGCUUUGUGCACUGGCGAAAAGGGUAAUGGCAAAGUUACCGGCAAGCCACUGCACUACAAGAAUGUCUUGUUUCAUCGAGUUGUAAAGACAUUCAUCAUCCAGAGUGGAGAUUUCUCCCUUGGAAACGGAAGAGGUGGUGAAAGUAUCUAUGGAGGAACUUUUGAAGAUGAAUCAUUUGACAUAAAGCACACGGAACCAUUUAUGCUGUCAAUGGCCAACAGGGGGAAAAAUACAAACGGGUCACAGUUUUUCAUCACCCUGGCACCGGCACCUCAUUUAGACGGAGUCCACGUUGUUUUUGGCCACGUAAUAUCUGGACAAGAAGUGAUUCAGAAAAUUGCGAAUCAGGCUGUUGACAAAGACUCGAAACCUUUUGUUGAUAUUCGGAUUGCAAACUGCGGCGAGCUGAUACCGCAGAUCAAGCCGAAAGAUAAUAACAAAAAGAAGUCCAAAAAAGUUUCGGACAGCGGAAGUAGCAGCUCUGAUAGCAGUAGCGAUGAUAGCAGCAGUGGUAGCGACUCAGAGAGCGGCUCUUCGAGUGAUGAUGGAGAUAGCCGUAGGAAGAAAAAGAUUGGAGGGGAUGAAGACGCAAAAGAAAAUGAGUCGACUGCAAAGAAUGGCCGGCUUGCCGUUCCCAUAAGCGACCUACCCAAUGCUCCCAAAAUAUACAAUAACAUCAAGGCGGACGAGAUUCCUGAAGUACCACAAAACCGAUUCCUGGCGAGAACUUUUAAGCCCAAGGAGGAAAACAACAAAAACGGCGAUACAACAGGAAAAGAAGUAGAGAGUAGAGAUAAAGACCGAGAUAGAGAAAGGGAACGAAAUCGAGGGAGAAGUUUAAGAAUCUCCUACACCAAAUCAGGCAGAAAGGUCAAGGGCCGCGGCUCUUUGAGAUUCCGAACACCUUCUCCAGAUCGUGGCAGGGACAGAGACCGUGGACGCUUCAGACGCAGCGAGACGCCUCCUCAUUGGAAGGCCGCUCAGUCUAGGGUGAAGCCACUCAAAGAGGUUAUUUCCAAGCCAACUGAGCAAAAGAAAAAUGGAGAUGAAGUCCCUCGAAGCAGCAGAGCCAGCUUUGAUGACCGCUCUCGAGAAAGACAUCGUCGAAGCCGAAGCCGCUCCGGUUCACGAGAACGUCACGACAGCUCAAAACGGUCAGGUUCGCGAGAGCGUCGCAACAGUUCAAGACGAUCUGGUUCGCGAGAACGUCGCAACAAUUCCAGACGACACAGCCGAUCGCCGAAGCCGAAUGACAGUCAAAAAUGGACACGAAAGCGUUCUCGCAGUCGCUCCUCAAGUCGAGAACCUGAAAAGGAGGGCGUCUCUGACCGAAGGAAGGAGCGAAAGAGCGAAAUUUGUAUUGUACCGGAGAAACGAGAGCACGAGAAGCGCGAGGUGAAUCCGCACAAGCGAUCACUUGAAGUUCGAGACACGAUUGAAGAAUAA